AUGGGGGCGGCUGCCGGCGGGGACGCCCAGGAGGGGUCAGCGGCGGUGGCUCCGCUGGACCCCGGGCGCGGGCUGCCCCUGCCCCGGGCGGCCGGGAGCCCUGCGGCGUCACAGGACAAGCUCUUCUUAAUCAAAGGUGGAAUUUUUCUAGGUACCGUUGCUGCAGCAGGAAUGAUAGCAGGUUUUGGCACCACGCUUGCCAUGACAAAAAAGAAGAACCCAGACUGGUUCAGUAAGGGGAUUACUGCCACAGCUGCAUUACCAGAGAGUGGUUCGUCACUGGCCUUAAGAGCCCUAGGAUGGGGCUCACUCUACGCAUGGUGCGGAGUUGGAUUGCUCAGUUUUGCCAUCUGGAAGGCCCUGGGUGUUCACAGUGUGAGUAGCAAAUGAAAGAAUUCCAAACUAAAAUGCAGUCAAUAUUUCCAGCAAUUCCUAAAAAUAGUGAGUCCACUGUUGAAUGGGAAGACUUACUUAAAUCCAAGUGAAAGACUCAGAGCUGCUUGGAGAUGUCUCUUGAAGCAAGAACAGGAGCGGAAGUCGCAGAAGUGUCCCAUCUGAAAAACAGAGACGAAAACUCAGACUGAGCAAGUUGCUGACUGAGUUCACUGAAGCUGGGGAUGCCAGUUAACAUCUAGCAACAAGGGAGUUCAAAACAAAACAUAACAAGCUAUUUAUAUUGUCAUUUUCAGCAUGCUUGGUAUAAUUGAUUUGUGAGGAAAUGAACCCUCCCAGACAAGUUGGCUCCAACUUGAAAAAAGGCUUUAUCGUAUGAAGACUUAAAGAAGAAAUUGAUUUUCAGUAGUAAAUAUAAGGACAAAACACCAAUAAACUCUUAUCCCAUCCUGCUUCCUAUUUUAGGAAAUUUCUGUAGUAAACAAAGAACAGUACUUUCGGUGACAUUUACAUGUCCCAGUAGGAAUAUAACCAUCAAGUCAAUUAUAACAGAUCUUUUACUGAGCCUAAAGGUGCGGUCUUCUAAAAAUAAAGGAGAUAUUUAAAUUUGCAACAGAGAAAGUAUCUAAUCCAAACUAUUUUUAUAUGUCUGAAGGGAAAGUUUAAAACAUCCAAUAUGCAAGUAGUGACCUACUGAGCUCUUCUGUAGAGCACCAGAAGAGAUCUCUACCCAAGUGCAUUGUUUUCUCAAGUAUUGUUUUUUUUUAUUGGAUCCCACAAUAGUGAAUCUGAUAGUUUGCAUAAAAGUCUGUACUAUAUUUUUAUAGCAAGUUAAGUUGUAAGUGAAAAAGGCAUAAAAUAGCGAGACACACAGUCUGUCCUACGCAAACAUUUUCAGCUAAGAAAAUGUAUGGGCAGGACUAGAUUUUUUUGUAUUUCAGUGGUUCCUGUGGCUCUUCUACCAAGAGAAGCAACGUGACAUUUUCCACACUGCAGUAAUCUCAUGAAGUGUGGGCGUAAACUAGGAAGAAUAAUGUCUUACUCAAACAUUGUGUUUGCAGAACUGUAGAUCUGUAAAAAUGCAGAGAUAAAAAAAAAUGCUAUCAGUGAACAAUCCUUUGUUGAAUGCUCAAUUAUCAUUUUUUUUUAUUAAUUGCACACAGUCCAAUUAGUCAGUUGUCAGAUUUAAUAAAGUCCACUUAAAACCUGUCUUUUGUGAUUAAGUCUUUAUAUUCCUAGGAAAGAACAUAAAAAAAAAAGCUUUAAAUGUCAGAUGAAUAAUAGAGAAGUAUGGUUUUCCUAUGAAACAUGACAGCACUAAAAUAUCUUUAAAGCAAUUGAAGUGUAAUAGUUGACAUCUUUUCCAUUGCUUGAUGCUUGUAAUCCAAUAUUAAAUAAAUUGUGGUGAAUACUGCCAUCAUAUGCACAUGAAAAAUGGUACUAUUUUCAUACUUUUGUUAGUUUGUGUGCAUGGUGAUACCUGUAUUUCCUGUGCUUAUUCAUAUUAGUGCUGAGUUCCCAAGUUUAACAAGUAACCAGGUUAUUAAAACUGGUCAAGUACUAAACUGAAGUAAAUAAAUGCAAAUCACAUGAUGUCCUUAAGGUUGCUUACCUUUAGUUUCUAAAGUGGGAUCUGUCUUUAUCUGGAUUAAAUAACUCACCUACGUCAGUCAUCUAAAGUUCCGGGCACAGUCACUGGAGAAAGACGGGCUCUUCAGAGGGUGACUUGCACUGUACUAAAAUGAAUGGAAUUGUGCAAAGCAUCUGAUCUGACCUACCUGCUGGCUGCCUCUGAAAAGAGCUGCUCUACCCUUGCUUACCUCCCAUCAGCACAGGGACUGUGUGAGAACACAGUUCAGGAGAAACUUUGAAGAAAAAUGAGUAGUUUUCUAGCACUUCAGAGCUCUGAGGGUUAGACAAGAGCUGGUCCUGGCACAAGAGAGUUGUCCCUUCUGGUAAUGAUUAGCCAUUGGAUCAAUGUAACUGUAUUAUUAAAAAACCCACAAACUUCUGACAGAUAGGAUGAAUUAGAUCUGGAGGUACCCAGUUAUAUGGACAUACUAGAUGAUGCUCUUCAAAAAAUCCUGGUAUAGUGAAAUGCACAGAUAGAAAUCUUUAAAAUAGAAUCACACUUAAAGGGCAAGUACAGAAUGAUCAAGUAAAUCUGUGUUGACGUUUAAGGCUGAACAUAAACCAGAAGAAACAGUAAGAGGAAUUCUUACAUCAUCUUAUUAUUCCAAGCUUUAUUCUGUGCUUUUUGGCUGGAAAUGAGUUUUUUUUCUAGAUAAAUGUUUGUGUAUGUAUAUGUGCAUAAUGGAAAAGUAAAUCAAACCUCAAGCCACAUGAAAAACA
Molecule: messenger RNA, 2745 nt
Organism: Chroicocephalus ridibundus (black-headed gull)
Lineage: Eukaryota; Metazoa; Chordata; Aves; Charadriiformes; Laridae
Gene: TMEM242
Product: transmembrane protein 242
Exons: 4
Coding region: 1-390 (129 amino acids)
Source: RefSeq, a predicted model, not a curated record